CUCUCUGUCUCUGUCUUUGUCUCUCUAUCUCUCUCUCUAUCUCUCUUUCUCUCUCUGCUCUCUCUCUCUCUCCUGAGUGUGAAGCUCUCUCCCUCUCCAGAAUGAGUGUGUGUGCCGACGUCCCCUCAUACCUGCGGCGGUGGCUGCUGACUGCUGUGUUUAUCUUGGCCACUCUGCUACCAGGAACCAGUGGCUGCCCCAAAUCGUGCGCGUGCUACGUUCCCACCGAAGUGCACUGUACCUUCAGAUAUCUGACCGCAAUACCAGGCCAGAUCCAGACGUCUGUGGAAAGAAUUAACCUAGGGUAUAACAGUAUAACCGUAUUGAGGGAGAAUGAUCUGUCUGGGUUGAAACACCUGGAGCUGCUGAUGCUCCACAGCAACACCAUCCACAGCAUCGCUGACAGGGCCUUUCAAGACCUCAAGUCCUUACAGGUCCUGAAGAUGAGCUACAACAGAGUGAAGGAGAUCAACAAGGACAUCUUCCAAGGCCUGGAGGGACUGGUACGACUCCACAUGGACCACAACCGCAUCGAAUUCAUCAACCCGGAGGCGUUCUACGGUCUCACCACGUUACAGCUGGUCCACCUGGAGGGCAACCUGCUCCAGCAGCUCCACCCGGAUACCUUCAUCACGCUGAGGCACAGCCAAGUGUUCAAGGUGUCCUCCGUCAGGAACAUCCACCUGUCUGAUAACCUCCUCGCCAGCUUACCCAAAGACGUCUUCACUGGCUGCUCUCAGCUGGAGAAUGUCUAUCUCCACGGCAACCCCUGGUCCUGCGACUGUCGCAUGGCUUGGUUCCCAGAGUGGGCGGAGAGAAAUGCAGCUGUGCUGAAAUGCAAGCGAGACAGAAAGUUUGCCAGAGGUCAGGCCUGCCCCAUCUGUGAGACCCCCGCUCCCUCUAGAGGCAAGAGCCUAACCCAGCUUCCCCGUGAUGCCUUCACCUGUACCAAGCCCUGGAUCCACCCCCAUCUGAAGCAGAGGAACAUCAGCCUGGAUGAGGGGGAUUACACCCCUGUCUCCCCCCAGGACUUCAUAGCUCCCAUUGGAUCUCUGCAGAUGAAUCUGACAGCUCAGUUCCACAAUGACGCUAGCCUUACCUGCACAGUCCAGAGACCAUCAGCCAUGGAGAACCUGACUCUAACCCAGGUUGAGGAGGGGGAGAAGAACGUGACCAUGCUCUCCACCACCAUCUCUACAUGGCUGGUUUGUAAUAUUGACUAUGAGCACAUCCAACAGCUCUGGCGCAUCCUGGCUACGUACAGUGACGUUCCCAUGAGGCUAGAGAGAGGGUUGAUGCUCUCCAGGACCCCAGACAUGAUCUACAAGUACAGCCAGAUCAGACCAAAGGAGGGACAUGAUGAAAUCCACACACACAUUGAGGCUGAGAUUAAGGCUUCACCCGCGUGGUUGAUGCAAGGAGAGGUCAACUUUCAGCUGGACCGCACUACAACCACAUUCUCCACCUUGCACAUUAAGUACAGGUCAGUGGUCAACCUGCGUGUGGAGAACAAGGUGUCACAGAGGAUGGACCGUUACAGCUGGACCAUCAUCAAACGAGACAACCAGACCCAGACUGAGCACUCUGUCCUCAUAGGUGGGGUGGUGGAGCUCAACUGCAAGACCUUUGGGGAACCAAAACCCUCUGUAGAGUGGAUCUUAUCGGACGGCAGUAAGGUGCGGGCACCCUACUCCAGCGAAGACCGCAGGAUAGUGAUCACCGCUGAUGGCAGGCUGACCCUGAGAGGAACAGACACCUCAGACACUGGCCUUUACCGCUGCAUCGCCACUAACUACCUGGACGCAGACGUGCUCAGCUUCCGGGUCACCGUGCUGUCUCCUGAUGUGGAGGAGGAGGAGGUCAACGGGGUCAAGCUCUCACGGCCACUGGGCCAGAGCCUGGUUCUAGACUGUGGGUCUGCAGGCAACCCUGAGGCCUCGGUCCAGUGGAUUCUACCUGACCACACAGUACUGGAUAAAUCCUAUGGGAACAGGAAGCUCUAUAGGAAUGGGACUCUAGGAAUAAAAGAUCUGACCUCCAGAGACCAGGGAUUUUACAGGUGUCUCAAUGCUAACUACCUGGGGGUGGACCUGUUGACGUCCCAAGUGACAGUCACUGGGGAGGGGUCCAGGAAGGUGACAGUGGUGGAUAGAGAGGGGUCAGGGGCGGAGGCUUUGGUUGAGGUUGACGGGGCCAUAGAGGAGAGGGAGGAUUCCCACAGUGAGGUCCCUUCCUCCAGCCCCUCUGACAGAACUAUCCAGGAGUCCCGGACCAUCACAUCAGACAGGCCCUACCCCAGACUCAGGUCUUCCUCUCAGGGCAGAGGAUCAGCGGACUCUUGGGGGAGAAGGAGGAGCCCAGGAAGCAGCAGGCGCAUAUGGAGCAACAGGAGGGUAUUUGAUCAAGCCUCCAGGAGAGUAGACCUCCAGAGAUUUGCAGAGUUCAUGAAGAAGGCCCAAGGUGGUUCAACAACAAAGACAAAGAGUGCGAAAGAAAAAGGAGAUUCAGAGCCUGACAUGUCUGGGGACCGGGAUGCUGGAUCUGGGGAGGGUCUGUCUCAUGAAGACGGACUCAUUGUUUUACCAAGCAGCGUCAUGCCAACCACAGAUUCUCCAGAUGAAAGUAUGAUGGGUGUAACUGCAAGCAUAGAGAUUUUUAAAAAUCCGAAUAAUGUCAUGGCAACCACCGACAACAGUGAAACCAGUGUCAUGAGAACCAUGGAGAUCCCAGAUGACAGUCGGACUAGUUUCACUGUAACAACAGAAAAUACUGACAGAGUGACAACAGUGACGACAGAUUCAUACACCCGGUCAGACGCCACACCCAUCGAGUCGACAUUCACCCACAGCAGCCACAGCACAGGAAGUAUCAAUGAAACUCAGGGUGAGGCCGUCUUUCAAUACAGCCCCAGAAUUAGUGGGUCUGGUGGUGAGUCGUACUCUUCGGAGAGGAACACGACAGUACCUCUGAGACAACCCGCCACGCUCCUCCUAGCCGUGACCAACACCACAGACGAGACACAGAUCCUGUUCUCCAGAGAAACACCUGCAGAACCAGAUACCUCCACCGGGGCGGCGCUAUCGCUCCUCACCGACCCCAAUGUCACCCCCAUGAUGGACAGUCCCAGAUCACCCAACAGAGAGCCUGAGAUCCACACAGCCACUGACCCAGACAGCCAGACCACCUUCACCGCAGUCACCACCACAGAGAGAGAGCAGGAUGAGAUCACCUUCCACACCACCCAGAGGAUCAAGUCCCCCCGUCUGCCUGCAGGCUCCACCAUCAUCUCCCGCCAGCAGAUCCAUAUCAUCCCUCCUAUGAAGGGCAGAGGAGGAGGAGGAAGAGGAGGGGGCCGGAGGAGGAACUUCCCUGGCAGGAGGAGGUUCAUCAAGCCCAACCGGAUCACAGACAUCCAGUCCAUCCUGAACAAACUCAAACAGCCUAACAUUGUGAAGAAGCAAGGCAGCAGCACAGUACCCAACACUAUGGAGCUGACCACGGACUGUGACUGUGAUGAAGAUGAGAAGAAGAUAGGUGGUCAGCGGGUCGUCACACCAAUAACAUCCCCUAAAACUCCCAACGUCCCUAGCUCCUCUCUAGGAAGAACAGAGAGACCGACCACCACAUACUCAACAGAAUCCCCCACCCUAACCACCCAGCCCACCCCCACUCACUCUCAGUCCCCCACCACCACCCAGCCCACCUCCACUCACUUUCAGUCCCCCACCACCACCCAGCCCACCUCCACUCACUUUCAGUCCCCCACCACCACCCAGCCCACCUCCACUAACUCUCAGUCCCCCUCCACCACCCAGCCCACCUCCACUAACUCUCAGUCCCCCUCCACCACCAAGCCCACCUCCACUCACUCUCAGUCCCCCACCACCACCCAGCCCACCUCCACUCACUUUCAGUCCCCUACCACCACCCAGCCCACCUCCACUCACUCUCAGUCCCCCUCCACCACCCAGCCCACCUCCACUAACUCUCAGUCCCCCUCCACCACCCAGCCCACUCUCUCUCACUCUCAGUCCAGAGGUGAGGUAUCCAGCAGCUACAUGACCUCCACUAAUGCCCGAGAGUCUGACCCAACACACAACCCUAUGACGAGCACAACAGAUGAACCAACAACCUCCACCAUCACAACCACAAUUGCCUCCAAGAUCGUCCGUGGUAAGAUCAUCUGGGGCAAGCUGUUUGGGAACAGGGACAGGCAGAGGGAAAUAGUCAACAGACUACGUAAACCAGCCAGGCCCUCAACCACCCCAGAGGGCUCAACAAUAGUCCAACCAACCACCACCACAACUACAACCACAAACGCACUUCCCACCCAGUGGUCUCUGGCUGAACCUGUGACCGAGUCACCGUCUAGAGCAGGUAAACACAGAGAGACCCCAGAAAUCUCAUCAGACGAUGACUAUGGAGAUUCAUUGCCUGACUCUGAGGCCUCGACCACACAGCCUGGCACUAUCCGUGGAACUACAACCCCAGCCUGGCACUACAGGUACUCCCCCACCACAGAGUCUUCCCCAGACACCCAGACCAUCGCCUCCCCACCUGCCCCAAGAGAAGACACAGAUGAGGCCUCGUCCUCUGUGUCUGAAUCUGGAGGGUCAGCGGGGUACCUAUCCCGUAGAUUUGGGGGAAACCGGAGGCCAAAUGGCGGGUCAGGGGGGUACCUAUCCCGUAGAUUUGGGGGAAACCGGAGGCCAAAUGGAGGGUUAGGGGGCAGGAGGCCUUUCAGGGGCAGGAGGCCUUUAAAAAAAAACAUAACAACUACGGAAGCCCCCAGCACCACCAUAGAAUCAACAGAGCCUUCAACCACCAUGGAGACCACCAUGGAGACCACCACAUAUCCCACAGAAACCACCAUGGAAACCACCAUGGAGACCACCAUGGAGACCACCACAUAUCCCAUAGAAACCACCAUGGAGACCACCACAUAUCCCACAGAAACCACCAUGGAGACCACCAUGGAGACCACCACAUAUCCCACAGAAACCACCAUGGAGACCACCAUGGAGACCACCACAUAUCCCUUAGAAACCACCAUGGAGACCACCACAUCUCCCACAGAAACCACCAUGGAGACCACCAUGGAGACCACCACAUAUCCCACAGAAACCACCAUGGAGACUACCAUGGAGACCACCACAUAUCCCUUAGAAACCACCAUGGAGACCACCAUGGAGACCACCACAUCUCCCACAGAAACUACCAUGGAGACCGCCAUGGAGACCACCACAUAUCCCACAGAAACCACCAUGGAGACCACCAUGGAGACCACCACAUCUCCCACAGAAACCAUAAUGGAAACCACCACAUAUCCCAUAGAAACCAGUAUGGAAACCACCAUGGAGACCACCACAUAUCCCACAGAAACUACCAUGGAAACCACCGUGGAGACCACCACAUAUCCCACACAUACCAUCUCCGUCUCCAACCCCCUGUACAAGCCGUCCAGAGAAUCAGAUAGGUCUGCAGUGACUGUGUCCACUGACAUGACCUCCGGGGGAGAAACCACCACAGACUCCGACUCAUACGAUAAUGAGAACUGGACAGAUGAGAUGAAGUCCUCCACUAACCGUCCACGAGCCUCCACUUCCACCACCAGGCCCAGAAUGACCUCUCCCACAACUUAUCCAACCACCACCUCAAGGCCUUACACUACAUCAUCAACGCGCGUCCAGACUAACAUAGACCCCAUCAGUGUGAACACUAACAUCAGGCUCCCGUCAGGGAGAGACAGCCGUUACCAAAUCACACAGAGACCCAUGAUCAGGAGAACCAGGCCCAAGGUGUCCAGUAACAGGGCCAACAGUGGCCCAGACAAGACCCUGACCUUUGACACACUGACUAUUCUGGAAGCAGAGCAGGGGCACGCCAAAGCCCCCUAUAGCAGCAAGGACAUAGACGAUGCCAUCUCCAUCUCCAACGCCUAUACCCACAUCACCGGCUACGAUACGACAACGGCUAACAUUGUGGGCUUUGAGCGGUCCACCAAGGACAUGCUCACCAAGCCCAGGAUCGUGGGAGGCAACGCUGCCAGCUUCACUGUCCUGUCCAACUCAGACGCCUUCCUGCCCUGUGAGGCCGCGGGCAGCCCUGAACCCACCAUCAGCUGGAAACGAUUCUCUUCAAGCACUGGAAGCACAAUGACCAUCAACGGCAAGAUGAGCAAGUUUGAAGUGUUCCCGAACGGCACUCUAUCCAUCCAGAACGCAAACAUCAAAGACCGUGGUCAAUACCUCUGCCUGGCUGAGAACGAUCAGGGGUCGGACAAGCUCCUGGUCACCCUGUCCGUAGUGGCCUACCCCUCACGCAUCCUGGAGCCCAAGGUACGGGAGAUCAAAUCCCACUCUGGGAAGACAGUGGAGAUGAAGUGCAAGGUGGAGGGCCGCCCCACCCCUCUGGUCUCCUGGAUCCUGGCCAACCGCACCCAAGUCAGGGGCCACAACUCGGGUUCCAGAGUGUCAGUGACACCAGAGGGCACUCUGCUCAUCAAGCAGGUGUCUGUGUAUGACCGGGGCCACUACAAGUGCAUCGCCAGUAACCCAGCAGGAGCCGACACUGCAACUGUCAGACUGCAGGUGGUGGCAGCACCUCCUGGUAUCCUGGAGGCCAAACGACAGCAGGUCCAGACCGGUGUGGGUCAGAGCCUGUGGUUACCCUGUACCGCUCAGGGCAGCCCCCAGCCCACCGUGCACUGGGUCCUCUAUGAUGGAACGGCAGUGCGGCCCCUGAAGCCCUCUGUGGACCCCAGGGUGUCUGUGUCCACUAACGGGACGCUCCACCUGACCAAUACGGCCGCCACGGACAGUGGGAAGUACGAGUGCAUCGUCACCAGCUCUACAGGGUCGGAGCGCAGGGUGGUGACGCUGACUGUGGAGAAGAAGAAGGAGAUGGCUCCUGAGAUCGUGGAGGCGUCACACCGCAGGACAGAGCUGGUGUAUGGGGACCAGCUGAGGCUGAACUGCUCGGCCACCGGGGACCCCAAACCCAGGAUCAUCUGGAGACUACCGUCCAAGGCUGUGGUGGACCAGUGGCACAGGAUGGGAAACCGAAUCCAGGUCCUGGACAACGGCACCUUGGUCAUGGACUCUGUGAGUGACAAGGAUGCCGGGGACUACCUAUGUGUGGCGCGCAGCAAGGUGGGAGACGACCUCCAGCUCAUGAAGGUCACCGUGUCCAUGAAGCCAGCCAAGAUCGAGCCCAAGAUGUACGGCAAGAAGCAGGUCCCCUAUGGCAACGACCUGAAGGUGGACUGUAAGGCAUCUGGAACCCCGGAGCCAGAGAUCUCCUGGGGCCUGCCGGACGGCACCAUGGUCAACAGCGCCCUGCAGUCAGACAGCAGCAGUGGAGGGGGACGCGUACGGCGAUACAUCCUGUUUGAAAAUGGCACACUCUAUCUUAAUCAGGUGGGCAUGGCGGAAGAGGGAGACUACACAUGCUACGCCGAGAACCAGCUUGGCAAGGACGAGAUGCACGUCCACAUCACCGUGGUGACGGCAGCGCCACGGAUACGUACGCCCAGCCGGACCUACGCCCAGGUGAAGCCUGGAGGAAAAAUCCGCUUUGACUGCGAAGCCAUGGGCGAGCCCAAGCCCAAAAUCCUGUGGAUGCUCCCUACUAACGACAUGAUCGCAGCCUCCAACGAACGCUAUCUGAUGCACAUCAACGGCUCCCUAGACAUCCAGGAUGUUAAGCUGGUGGAUGCUGGGGAGUACGUGUGCAUGGCUCGCAACACCGCCGGGGAUGACAGCAAAGUUUACAAGAUAGAUAUCGAUGGCAACCCUCCGGUGAUCAACGGCAACUCCCAGAACAGGAUCGUAGUGAAAGACACGGCCACCAAAUACUCCAGGAAGUUCAUAGACUGCAAGGCUACUGGAGACCCACUUCCCAAGAUCACCUGGAUCAUGCCGGAUAACAUCUUCCUGAACGCUCCGUACUUCGGCAGCAGGAUCAACGUCCAUCACAAUGGAACUCUCGAGUUCCGGAACGUCCGUCCGACGGACAUGGCGGAGUUCGUCUGCAUGGCGAGGAAUGACGGCGGAGAGGCAGUGAUGGUGGUACAGCUGGAGGUCACUGACAUGCUCCGAAGGCCUAUCUUCAAGAACCCCUUCAACGAGAGAGUAAUGACCCGUAUGGGGAAGACCACAGUCAUGAACUGUUCUGCAGAUGGUCACCCAACACCAGAGAUCAUCUGGCUGCUACCCAACGGAACCCGCUUCACCGGGGGCUCCAACCGGGGCUCACGCCAACACCUAGGCAACGACGGAACCUUCGUCAUCUACAACCCCAGCAAGGAGGACGCUGGGAAGUACCGCUGUGCCGCUAAGAACUCGGUGGGCUACAUUGAGAAGCUGAUAGUUCUGGAGGUGGGCCAGAAGCCAUUAAUCCUCACCAGGCCCAGAGGGAUCAUACGCAGUGUGUCUGGGGACCCUCUGUUCCUUCACUGCCUGGCUGAUGGCAGCCCCAGACCCCGGAUAUACUGGACCAUCCCUGGAGGCCACACCCUGGCCAGACCGCAGGUCCAUGGGCGCCACCAGCUGAUGGAGAAUGGGACCCUGGUUGUCAAGGACACCACCCUCCACGAUCGGGGAAACUAUGUGUGUCGGGCGUCGAACGACGCUGGCGAGGCGGUUCUCACAGUGCCAGUCAUCAUCAUCGCCUACCCUCCCCGCAUCUCCACGGGACCCCCUCCCACCGUGACAGCGAUGGCGGUGGCGCCCAUACAGCUCAACUGUGCUGCCAUCGGGAUCCCAAAGCCAGAGAUUACCUGGGAGCUGCCUGACCGCUCUGUGCUCUCCACGGCGGGGAAAGGGCGGCCCACGGGCAGCGAGCUGCUCCACCCUCAGGGCACGCUUAUCAUCCAGAGACCCACCACAGCAGAUUCUGGCACCUACAAGUGCCUGGCCAAAAACCACCUGGGCACGGACUCACGGGUCACGUAUGUACGUGUGCUGUGAGCACCAGCACUGACUAAAGGGGAAUAUAGAACCCCUGGACUAUAAACUCUUAACAGACACGGUAACUUCACAGUGUUUCUUAUGAUGUACAAUGUCAGGAAAGACUAAUUUCCACAUGUGGACUUGUGAGGAGCGGGGUUUGUGGAAUAAAUUUGAUCACGGUACAGCUCACAUCAAUCAACCAAGUAGCAGAACAGGAUUAUUAAGAGAAGGAGGAGGGAAUGGAGGAGGGGAUGGAGGAGGGAGCGAGGAAAAAUAGAAGCUGUACAGAGGAGGGUCUGUUCUUUGCCAGGAAAGUCGUGACUAGCGAGGUGUUAUUCUUAUUAUAACAGAGUCAGAGGUCUGGAAACGCACAGUUGGUUCUCAUUUGAGGUGUUUUUAACAAGGGGCUAGAAGGUGGGUCUUACAGUGAGGCUACUUGUUGAGUGUUUUGACCAGACACUUUACUAUUACAGCCUGUGCGGAGAGAGGAAGAAAGAAACUCACUAUAUUCCCUCUGGACACUUCCUCAAUGUUUAUUUUUUGGAGUGUUGGUAAUGACUCAUUUGCUGCAAUGACAGAAACAUUCUAUUAUCAGAAUAUUUCUAACUAUUUUGCUUUUCAAGACACUUUUCAUAUUUCUUGUGAAUAAAUCUUUAUUAACAGGCAGGAUAUUUUAAUGAAUUCUGCCAAAUAUACAUUUUUAAUAUACAUUUUACACUGGAUUAUCAUACAGUUUUUAAAAACAAAUUUCUCACAUUUCUAACUGUUUAUAUUUUUGAAUUAGCAUUGUUAGUUUGUCAUGUUGUUGUCUAUCUUCCCCCUCUCAUGGUUUGACAGUGCUUGUAUCAAUACAAAUGCAGGAGUUUGAUUGGUGUUAACAGCGACUUUUAUGGAGGUGAAAGUAUCACCUACACAGUAUUCAGUAGCAUCGUGUGAACUGUCACUAAAAGUAAAUGCAUUAUUGGUUUUAUGUAAUAUUAUUCCUUUUGUAACUAUUAUCUACUUUGUGAAUCAAUGGUACACAGGAGAUGAAAUUAAACCAAAGAUGGAAUGUG
Oncorhynchus kisutch (coho salmon) is the source of this 10006-nucleotide messenger RNA. Its product is annotated as immunoglobulin superfamily member 10-like. Bases 102 to 8969 code for a protein of 2955 amino acids. The transcript is spliced from 9 exons. Gene Ontology annotation, cellular component: extracellular region. Lineage: Eukaryota; Metazoa; Chordata; Actinopteri; Salmoniformes; Salmonidae. The record is from RefSeq and is a predicted model, not a curated record. Gene Ontology annotation, molecular function: protein binding.